AUGGAGCAAUCAGAAGUUAUUAUGGGUGAAGUUUCGCCAUCGGAACAUUCGCAUGGUAAUUCCGACGUAUCCGAUACUGAAAUGAAAGAGCCCGAACCGGACUUUUAUUCUGCAAGAACUUCAAUGGCGAGUACACCUACAACAGAUUACUUUCCUGACAGUGAAGAAGAACUUUAUGAUGACGAGCCAAGUGAACUUCCUGCUAUUCCAAUAAACUAUAAUCGAGGUCGUCGUACUUCUGUAAGCGCUGAAUCAAUGGCUCCUAGUCAAGAUAAAGAUUAUGUUAAGGUUAUUAUUCCAAAAACACAAGAACAAAGAGAGCGGAUAGAAACUUCUAUUGAAAAUAACUUUUUAUUUAAAAACCUUGAUGAAGAGCAGUAUAAAGACGUUAUUGAUGCUAUGGUUGAAAAAAGAGUUUUAAAUCAAGAAGCGAUUAUUAAACAAGGUGGAAUUGGUGACUUUUUUUAUGUAGUAGAAACUGGUACAUUUGAUGUUUAUGUUUCGAAAAAUGGUGUUCAAGACAAAGUUCAUAAUUAUGGCCCUGGUGGUAGUUUUGGUGAAUUGGCUUUAAUGUACAAUGCUCCACGAGCGGCCACUGUGGUUGCUACCUCAGAUUCGGUACUUUGGGCUCUUGAUAGAGUAACUUUUAGAAGAAUUUUAAUGGAAAAUACUUCUCGUAAACGUAAGAUGUAUGAAUCAUUUCUCGAGGAAGUUCCGAUCCUAGUGUCAUUAGAACCUUAUGAAAGGCAUAAAAUCGCUGAUGCGUUAGAGUCCGCGAUUUAUGAAGAUGGUCAAUUGGUAAUUAAACAAGGUGACAUUGAGCUUGCUUUACUUAACAACAAACCCCGUGCCGUAAAUAUAACUGCAAAAGGUCGAUUAAAGGUUGCUACGUUAGGCAAGAAAGCUUUCGUCCGAUUAUUAGGCCCUAUUGUCGAUAUCUUGAAACGUAACAGCGAUAAUUAUGAGACUAUCACACGUAAUGUUCAUCAAUAG
Messenger RNA from Funneliformis caledonium, 993 nucleotides. The record is from the annotation of a GenBank genome assembly. Lineage: Eukaryota; Fungi; Glomeromycota; Glomeromycetes; Glomerales; Glomeraceae.